Molecule: messenger RNA, 2409 nt
Organism: Fusarium odoratissimum NRRL 54006
Lineage: Eukaryota; Fungi; Ascomycota; Sordariomycetes; Hypocreales; Nectriaceae
Exons: 5
Coding region: 1-2409 (802 amino acids)
Molecular function (GO): FAD binding
Source: RefSeq, a predicted model, not a curated record
AUGGCUGACAAACGUCCUUUCAGAGUUGUGAUUGUUGGUGCGAGCGUUGCUGGGCUUAGCCUGGCAAAUAUGCUCCAGGCCAAUGCCAUCGACUUUCUGGUGCUGGAGGCUUAUCCCACUGUAGCGCCUCAGGUCGGAGCUAGCAUCGGGCUACUGCCUCAUGGAAACCGCAUUCUAGACCAGCUCGGCUUAUACGAAAAAGUCAUGGAGAUUGCGCCUCCUAUACAGAUUUUCAACUUCCGAGACACAAAUGGCCAAAUUCUAGCCCGCCAUCCAGGGAUGGACGAGCGGCUUGUCGAGAGGCAUGGAUACCCUAUGGUCUUCCUCGACAGACAGAUGCUUCUUAAAGUGCUCUACGACAACAUAAAGGACAAGUCAAAAAUCUUGACAAACAAGCGAGUUGUCCGGACUGAGUUGGCCAAUGGCGGGGUUCAUGCAGUCACAUCAGACGGAACGAUUAUUGCUGGUGAUAUCCUUGUUGGAGCGGACGGCGUGCACAGUACAGUACGCUCUGAGAUGUGGAGGCUAGCUGGCAGGUUUUCACCAGGCCUCUUUGACCCAAACGAGCACGAGGCACCUCCCUGUGAAAACAGCUGCAUCUUCGGUAUCUCUAAUUUAUGUCCUGGUAUCAACCCAGGCGAUCUACAUUGCGUAUUCAGGAACAGCUCUUCGUAUCUCGUUACUGGAGGCCCCCAAGGGCGAGUCUACUGGUUUCGAUUCCAAAAGCUCCCGGAAAAGGUUCACGGCUCAGCUAUUCCACGUUAUACCGAGAAGGAUCUCCAAAAGUCGCUGUCCGAAGCUGCUGACGACAACAUAUUGCCUAAUCUGAAGUUUUCAACACUUAUUGAAAACAAAGUGAGUGCUGUCAUGACUCCACUCGUGGAGUAUGUCUACAAGCAGUGGCACUUUGACAGAAUCAUCACUCUGGGCGACUCAGCGCACAAGUUUCAUCCAGUGGGCGGCCAAGGGGGCAAUGCUGCCGUUGAGAGCGUGGCCUUACUGACAAACAUCCUCGUGAAAGCACUCAAACGGAGCCCUUCAGGACGUCUAACCACCGUCCAAGUCGAGUCCAUGUUUGCAGAUGUCCAGUCUCGCCGAAAACCCAGGUUGGAACUCAACCAUCAUUAUUCUCAUAACCGUGCGAACACAGAAGCACUUGAUACGCCUCUGAAAAAGCUUAUGGCGAUCCACCUGCUUCCGCUGGUAGAUGAGCAAGUCGUAACUCUUGGCUACUGCUCUCAGCAUCCCGGUGGAGAAAUGCUGGAUAUGUUACCAGUGGAACACCAUGAGAACUUAAUACCAUACAAACAGGAACUGCUUUGCGAGCCAAUGUCAAGAGGCAGUAUACAAUGGGUAUUGAUGAUGACCUAUAUGAUUUUCGCAGUUGUUGCAGUCUCUGCAGGCAAAUAUGGUACUACUGCAACCGAUGGAUUUGCCUCGGAUAACUCCCCCAACGAUAUUAUUGGCGACCGAUCAACUUUGUAUGAAUUUAGUCUCUCUUGGACGGCCAUGGCUUGGAUGUCGUAUCUCAAGCCUCUAAAGCUCUACGCAUUUGGCCAUUUAAUCCAGCCGGUCGGCAUCAUCAUGAUUGAAGGCUAUAGAGGAAGAAACAAACUCACGCCUCUUGGACUGCCUGCCUUGUGGCUCAUGCUCAUUCAAUACGCCGGAAUCGAAGUCGCCAUGCCGUUAUACUACCUCAUCUACACCUUGAUAUCUGAUGUCGAAUCAUAUUGGUGGCCUCUUAGGAGAUUCGUUCCUCUACGACACGCCAGGCAUAUUUUCACCGCGUGCGUGAUAGCAGAAGCAAUUCAUAUCGGUCCUGUCCUGUCAGACACGUGUCUCCCCCAGUGGAUGGAAGCCGCCAAGUCAUUUUGGCCCUUGCUGGUUUCCGUAUUAGUCACAAUAUUCGGAUCCUUUGGCAGCUAUCAAACUGCACUGGGUCCAAACAAAGCACUAAAAGCCGAACUCAAACUGUUGGGCAGUAUAUACUUGGCUGCUGGACUUUUCGGCGCUUUGUGGCAUUUUUUUGCCAUCACGCAAGCCGUUCGCAACGUUGACCCCAAUACUUUACUCAACUUCGGCAGACCGGCUAUAUUCGAGGGACCACCCCAUAUAAAGGCAACACAACAGACUGGGCUAUUUGUAUACUUCCUAGCCUCGUAUGUGUGGGCGGUCCAAGCUAUCUGGGAUUUGAAUAGAGUCGGCCGAGCCAAGAUACACGUGUUCGCUGCAACACUCUGGAUCUUGCUGGCGUUUGUGAGUUUUGGACCCGGUGCUAGCGUUGCUGGUGUCUGGUACAUACGAGAACAUGCUAUGUCACGGACGAGCUUCCAGCAAAAACAAAGGUUCAAAAAAUCUCAGUUUCAUGAUGGCGACGCCGUCAAGACUGGGGCGUCAACUUCUGGUUGA